ACACCGAUUGUGAUUUGACGAUGAAUCAUGAAUCUUUGUGGAUGUGGCAGAUUAUCAGUGAAUAUCUCACGAUUGCUAACCAGUUCUAGGCGUCUUAGGCCUAUUUUUGUAACUCAGUCUUUAAGUAUAAUAUGCCGACGAUCGUAUCGAAGAGGAGAGGGGUCAGUCAUUAGCAGUCUUUCAGAUGCCGAAGCUUAUCUGGCGUUACUCAGUCGACGAGAGACUAAAUUUCUAAGUGAAGCGAUCAAAAAACAGGAUAAAGAAAGUCUAGAUAAUAGGGAUGAAGUUAUAGAAAUACCAACAGUUGGGCAAUUACGCCUAGCUGCAUUUCACAGUGCAAUUCCAUUCAUUGGGUUUGGAUUUCUAGACAAUGCAAUUAUGAUUGCUGCAGGAGAAUACAUUGAUUUAACUAUUGGUGCUACACUCGGGAUAUCGACAAUGGCAGCUGCUGCACUUGGUAACAUUGUAUCAGAUGUGUCAGGAAUCGGACUUGCUCAUUAUGUUGAGCUUGCAGCUAAUAAACUAGGUUUUGAGGGUCCAGGACUCAGCUCAAAACAGAUGGAGCUACCCAGGACAAGAUUUGUAAAUAAUGUUGCUAGAGCUUUUGGUAUUGUUAUUGGAUGUAUAAUUGGGAUGUUCCCACUUCUGUUUAUAAAAGACCGAGAUGACAAAGAAUCAACAAGCAGAUGAUGCAUAGUAUAAUAUCCAGAGUUUAUUUAUACUUUUAAAAUUAUUAUUGAAUGUUUUAAAAAAACUUUCAUAUUUUUUACAAUCUCUUUGGAAAUCCAAAAGAUUUAUUGAUGCUGUAUUUAGCAUCUUAUGAAAUUGAUCAACCUCAAUUUUGGGUGUUUUUGCAUCUUUUCAAUCUAAUAAUUUAUGCUGUGACUGACUCUGCRAGAAGGGUCRAAAGKUGCUGUUAUAGGGUUUUAAUCUUUUCAAAUAUAUUUUAUUUUUAAAACAAUUGUUUGUCUCAUAAUUGGAACACAAUGUAAAGUCUGUGGAAGCAUGAUUUAGAUGAUUAAACAUCCUAAACUUUUUUUACGACAGGUGUAUAGGCUGUGACAUCCGUUUCUCAGAGAAUGUCUGUGAUUUGCCAUUUCUAAUCGUGUUCUGAGGUCACAUAAGGUUCUCAAAAAGCUGAGGACUUGUAAGUUUUGAUUGGGCGUUGACUUUUAAGGCUUUUGAUUGGCCAAAAUCAAUAGAUGGCGCAAAAAGUUGGUCGCACUCAUGAAAUAUAAGCCUUUCAUGUAAACCACUGGAACAUGUAGAGCGCCCCAAAUUGAAUGUGUUAUAUUUGCUCUCAAAUUCUCUGUAGAUCUAAAAGUUUCGACUUUAAUCUUAUAUUCGGUCAUAGAGCCCGGAAAWACGCCACUUAACUUCUGAGUCAAGUAACUCUGAAGUUACAGCCUCAAAAGUCGUAGUUUUACAAGCAAAUGAAGACGAAACGAGUAUGGAUGUACACACUCAGGCUAACAGGUGUAUGAAGUCUGUAUAAACUUCAAGAGGUGUYAUAAAAUACACCRUUAAUUUYAGAAAUAAACUAGUAAUUAUAAUAKUAUCAUGUAUAAAUUAAUUGAACUGCGAUUGGCUGAUUUCURUAUUUUAUACUGAUUUUUAGAUCCAUGACACGUGACAGACACGUUUGAAACUUUUAAUUACUGUGCUAUGAAUUAAAGAAUGAGAUACAAAAAGGA
Molecule: messenger RNA, 1694 nt
Organism: Exaiptasia diaphana
Lineage: Eukaryota; Metazoa; Cnidaria; Anthozoa; Actiniaria; Aiptasiidae
Product: transmembrane protein 65
Exons: 7
Coding region: 28-690 (220 amino acids)
Cellular component (GO): mitochondrion
Source: RefSeq, a predicted model, not a curated record